Messenger RNA from Hippoglossus stenolepis (Pacific halibut), 4903 nucleotides. It is a transcript of the gene prkcea, whose product is annotated as protein kinase C, epsilon a. Lineage: Eukaryota; Metazoa; Chordata; Actinopteri; Pleuronectiformes; Pleuronectidae. Gene Ontology annotation, biological process: protein phosphorylation. The transcript has 15 exons. The record is from RefSeq and is a predicted model, not a curated record. Gene Ontology annotation, molecular function: diacylglycerol-dependent serine/threonine kinase activity; ATP binding. Bases 808 to 3099 code for a protein of 763 amino acids.
AGCUCGGCAGCGCGUGUGACGCGUUUUGCGCAUUUCCUGCAGCUCGCGCUCACUCGCGGAUUCAGGAGCGAGGGGACGGGAAGCGGGGGGCGCGCGCAAGGAACCAAAGCAGAAAAAAAACCGGAGCGGAGCUGGGGAGCGGAGCCCCGCCGUGAUGUCCUCAGGGUGGUCGUGAAGACAAAAACACCGCAGCGGGGUUGACGAACACACAGAGGCGCUGCUUUCCGGAGAGGACGCGCAGAAACACCGCGGCACCGUGAGGUCGAGGAGCUUAUCCCGGCGGAGAGCGAGCCUGCGACGGGCUGGACACCGAGCACCAAUCCCGGAUGGCUAGGCGCGGCUGCUCCCGCUGUCUCCCACCCUGACCCGGGACAGACACACGCACGGACCCGCGGUGGGGAGGCUCAGGGGCUUCGUGUGAACCCAACCGGAGCCCGUUAACCUGCACACCCCGCCCAGGCGUCCCUAUCCCGGCCUGUUUCCGCAGAUAUUCUGGAAUCUUGUCUGGAGCAUAAACAAACACGAGAGCGACCUCUGAAGGGUGUGAGUCUGCGUUGGGGCUGCGUGUUACUGCACAUCAGUGUGUGUCUGUGUGAGUGUGUGUGAGGAUAACACAGUGUUCUGAUAUGGCUGUACUAGACUGAGAGUCUAAGGAGCCAGCGGCAUUAUGGGAUGUAGCAGGACUGUGCAGUGACCCCCUCUCAUUGGAAGGAAACACUCUGUGUACAGGAGCAGGAACAGGCUGACUAGUCCAAACACACACACACAUACACACACAACACACACAACACACACAUCCCUGAAGCUAUGCCUGUGUUCAGUGGCCUGUUGAAGGUGCGAGUGUGUGAGGCAGUGGACCUGAAACCCACCCCAUGGGCCCUGCGUCACGCUGUGGGCAAGAGCGGCUCCUUCCUCCUGGACCCCUACCUGGCCCUGAACCUGGACCAGACCCGGCUGGGCCAGACCGCCACCAGGACCAAGACCAACAGCCCCGCCUGGCACCAGGAGUUCUGCACCGAGGUCCGCGAGGGACGGAGCCUGGAGCUCUCCGUCUUCCACGACGCGCCCAUCGGGUACGAUGACUUCGUGGCCAACUGCACCAUCCAGCUGGAGGACCUGCUGCAGAACGGAACCAGGCACUAUGAAGACUGGAUUGACUUGGAACCCGAGGGGAAGGUGUAUGUGGUCAUUGACCUGUCCGGAUCCUCCACAGAGGGUGAGACCACCUCGACACACUACGCAUACUGUCCUGCUGUAAACACACACAGAGGGAAAAAGAAAGCCUCAGGUACCAAUGACAAUGAGGAGCGAGUGUUCCGAGAGAGGAUCGGUCCCCGCCGACGACAGGGCGCCGUCCGAAGACGUGUCCAUCAAGUCAAUGGACACAAGUUCAUGGCCACCUACCUGAGACAGCCAACCUACUGCUCACAUUGCAGAGAUUUUAUCUGGGGCGUCCUGGGGAAGCAGGGAUACCAGUGUCAGGUGUGCACGUGUGUCGUUCACAAGCGCUGCCAUGAGCUCAUCAUCACCAAGUGUGCUGGGAUGAAGAAGCAGGAGGACACACCAGAGGAGGUGGGUUCACAGCGGUUCAGUGUUAACAUGCCCCAUAAGUUCAGUAUCCACAACUACAAAGUCCCCACGUUCUGUGACCACUGUGGCUCCCUGCUCUGGGGCCUCAUGAGGCAGGGCCUGCAGUGCAAAGUGUGUAAGAUGAAUGUGCACAGGCGGUGUGAGAAAAAUGUAGCUCCUAACUGCGGCGUGGACGCCAGAGGAAUCGCUAAGGUCCUGGCUGACCUGGGAGUCACGCCUGACAAGAUCUCGAAUACCGCGCAGCGCAGGAGGAAGUUGACUCCAGGGCAGGACCCUCCCCAGUCUCCUCCUGAGCUCUCUCAGACCGAGAACAGCUUCAGCCAGCCAGCUGUCCCCACCUCCCCCUCACAGCAGGACUUGGCAGAGUUAGAUCGCCUGCAGGACGUGCUGUCGCUUGACCAGCAGGGACCCCAACACUCCUCCUCCUCAUCCUCCUCCUCCACCAACUCCUCUUCCUCCUCGUCCUCCGCGGGCAGGGAGAACGGACAGAGUCAGAGGAGGACCCUCAAGGACUUCAACUUCAUCAAGGUUCUCGGCAAAGGCAGUUUCGGCAAGGUGAUGUUGGCGGAGCUGAAGGGGACGGAGGAGGUCUUCGCCGUCAAAGUUUUGAAGAAGGACGUGAUCCUGCAGGACGACGACGUUGACUGCACCAUGACCGAGAAGCGCAUCCUAGCCCUUGCCCGCCGACACCCCUACCUCACCCAGCUCUACUGCUGCUUCCAGACACGGGACCGUUUGUUCUUUGUGAUGGAAUACGUGAACGGAGGAGACCUGAUGUUCCAGAUUCAGCGAUCCAGGAAGUUUGAUGAGCCUCGCUCUCGUUUCUACGCCGCUGAAGUCACCUCAGCCCUCAUGUUCCUGCACCGUAAUGGUGUCAUCUACAGGGAUCUGAAGCUGGAUAACAUCCUGCUGGAUGCAGAGGGACACUGUAAGCUGGCAGACUUCGGCAUGUGCAAAGAGGGCAUCAUGAACGGAGUGACCACCACCACCUUCUGUGGCACGCCGGACUACAUUGCGCCCGAGAUCCUGCAGGAGCUGGAGUACGGAGCGUCUGUGGACUGGUGGGCCCUGGGCGUGCUGAUGUAUGAAAUGAUGGCCGGGCAGCCUCCGUUCGAAGCCGAUAACGAAGACGACUUGUUCGAGUCGAUUCUCCACGACGACGUCCUGUACCCUGUGUGGCUCAGCAAAGAGGCCGUCUCCAUCCUCCGAGCGUUCAUGACCAAGAACCCGGCCAAGCGUCUGGGCUGCGUGGUGAGCCAGGGCUGCGAGGAGGCCAUCAAGACCCACCCCUUCUUCAGAGAGAUCGACUGGCUGCUGCUGGAGCAGAGAAAAGUCAAACCGCCCUUUAAACCCAGAAUCAAGACCAAGCGAGAUGUGAAUAACUUCGACCAGGACUUCACUAAGGAGGACCCCGUGUUGACGCCCACGGACGAGGCCAUCAUCCGACAGAUUAACCAGGAGGAGUUCAAGGACUUCUCCUACUGCGCCCCCGAGGAGACACAGACCUAACACACACACACACACACACACACACACACGCAAACACGCACACACUGAACCAGAAACAUUAAACCCAGCACGCAUUUACACGCACACAUGCAGACACUCAUACAUGUGUAGAACCACAGAUCCCUUUACAAAACACACACACACACACACACACACACACACACACACACACGUGCAAUCACUCCUUUAUUUUUAAGCUAUUGGUUGUUGUUACUUUUGGAAUAUUCUUUACUUGCAUUGUGUUGUCCUUGUUGCCUGGGUUUAUUAUGAAUAUGAAUAUGACUACACACACACACACACACACACACACACACACACACACACACACACACACACACCUGCACAUGCUCUUACACACAUUCCCAUGUGCACACGUUUAGCACAUAAUCACACAUACACACUACAAUCCCAAGUUUUUACACGCUCGCACAUACCUGCAGACUCACUGCAUAUGCUUAGACAACCAAACACACACACACACACACAAAUCUACACACUGACACUGCUUCUCUCCCCAGCACCUGUAUAAAUGUGGACUCUAGGUGCCGGGUGCAGAGGCCUGUAUAUAGCCUGUGUCGAGUGGCUGUAUCGUGUUGGUAUCGUCUGCUAGUAAAGGAGAGUCGUGGCGCAUGGACAAGCACCCUACCUGUGUUAUUAUUGUCCUUAAUGUGGACCGGUUAGGGCCAAAUACCCUUUGUGCAAUACCCUGACUAUCUAUAUAUUUUAUGGUUUUGUUUGUUCAAGUGUUAUUUUUGUCUUUCUUUUUUUUGUUUGUUCUCGAAAUGUUAUUUUUUUGGUUGUUGUUGUCGGAUUUGUUGUAUGAUCGAUCGCUCUCAUCCUCUCUCGUGUGUACAAAGUGAAUGUCGAGCUUUACGAGUUACAGGCUAUUGAACUAAUUAUGUGGAGCAGAGUGUUACAGGUGGCCUGUGUAGCAGUGAAAAAGCCCCGUUUUUUCAGCUGUUUCAUGCAUCUGCUAGUUUCAGAGUCCACCUCCCCUCCUGCCGGCGAGAAUGUGCCGGCCUGUGGGCGGUUUUAUUAUUAUUAUUUCUCGUGAAUGUACAUUUUUUGUGGGUGAAUGCGUGGAUAUUUUUUUUGUUUUCUUUGUUGAUGUAUGACUUUUUGUCUUCAGCAUUUCUGUUCCUAUAGUUACAAUCAGUGUUUUCAGCCCCCCACUUUCCUUCCACGUCUCCUCAGAAGCACCAAUUCCCCUUUCCCACCAAUAGCAGCUGUCACUCAGCCUAAACUACCUGCUUUUCUGACUUUUGCUUUUUUCAAGAAUGGCUUUUCUUUCUUAUCGCUCUCUCUCUCUCUCUCUCUCUCUCUUUUAUAUUAUUAUUAUUAUUAUUAUUAUUAUUAUUAUUAUUGUAAAGUGUAUUUGGAGGAAACCUUUGUGUAAAAUACUAUAACUAUACUAUUAUAGGUCUGUUACAGCCGGGUGAAAAAGAAAUGUGGAGAACCAGCAGCUGAAUUACCUCUCAUUUCAAACACAAGACACAAAUCACCACAUGCAGACUCCCUCCUUCGCCUCCUCCCUUCUUCUUCUCACUCUCUUCCUUACAAACAAACACACACACACACGCACACACACAGAGAAGGACUGUUGUCGCAUGUACUGUACAGUGGUCUGAAGGCGAGCGGGUUUGCUCUGUGUGCAGUAGAGUCGGUGUGUAGUGAAGCUUCGUGCACCCAGGGGUAGGGCUGUUCCUGGUCACACUUCUAUCUUACUCUGUGCCAAAAUGUAGUGCAACAGCCAGGCUAGUCCUGUCUGGUCUGAUUCCAAUAAAACACUGAGCUGUCUACAUCA